Cygnus atratus (black swan) is the source of this 5192-nucleotide messenger RNA. It is a transcript of the gene EDC3, whose product is annotated as enhancer of mRNA decapping 3. The transcript has 7 exons. NCBI's taxonomy places the organism in Eukaryota, Metazoa, Chordata, Aves, Anseriformes, Anatidae. Bases 94 to 1614 code for a protein of 506 amino acids. Gene Ontology annotation, cellular component: P-body. Gene Ontology annotation, biological process: deadenylation-independent decapping of nuclear-transcribed mRNA; P-body assembly. Gene Ontology annotation, molecular function: mRNA binding. The record is from RefSeq and is a predicted model, not a curated record.
GCAGCGGGCGGGCGGCGCGGAGGCGGAGGGACGGCGGGCGGUGAGCGGCGGCCGCAGGCCCGCGUCUCUUUGCAGCAAUCGAGUCCCAGGAUCAUGGCUACGGACUGGCUGGGGAGCAUCGUGUCCAUCAACUGUGGAGAAAGCCUGGGGGUCUACCAGGGGCGAGUGUCUGCUGUGGACCAGGUCAGCCAGACCAUCUCCCUGACCCGGCCCUUCCACAAUGGGGUCAAGUGCCUCGUGCCAGAAGUCACCUUCAGGGCAGGUGACAUUACUGAGCUGAAGAUUCUGGAGAUCCCGGGCCCGGGGGACAGCAGGUCGUGCGGGGAUCUGCAGCAGACAGAACUGGGCAUCCCGGGGGUCGGCUGCCAGGUGGGGCCCAGCCAGAACGGCACCGGCAAGAUGUUGAAGAAGCCCAUCUCCAGCAGCGCCCCGCAGAACAUCCCCAGGAGGACGGACGUGAAGAACCAGGACAUCAUCAUCUCCCCCCAGCAGCAGUGCUCCAAGAGCUACAUGGAUCGGCACGUGGAAACCCUGACUCAGUCCAAAGGCUUUCGGCGUAGGCACAAUUCCUGGUCGUCCAGCAGCCGCCAUCCAAACCAGGUGACUCCAAAGAAGAGCGGCCUGAAAAACGGGCAGAUGAAGAGCAAAGAUGAUGAGUGCUUCGGGGACGACAUCGAUGAAAUCCCAGACACGGAUUUCGAUUUUGAAGGGAACCUGGCCCUUUUCGACAAGGCAGCCGUGUUUGAAGAGAUUGAGACUUACGAGCGGAGGAGCGGCACCCGUUCCCGUGGCACCCCAAGCGAAAAGCCGGCUCGCUAUCGGCACGACGAGAACAUCCUGGAGUCGGAGCCCAUAGUCUACAGACGGAUUGUCGUACCCCAGAACGCUAACAAAGAGUUCUGCACUGACUCCGGGCUGGUGGUUCCGAGCGUGUCGUACGAGCUGCACAAAAAGCUGCUCUCGGUGGCCGAGAAGCACGGGCUGACUCUGGAGCGCAGGCUGGAGAUGACGGGAGUGUGCGCAAGUCAGAUGGCGCUCAGCCUCCUCGGGGGCCCCAACAGGCUGAACCCGAAGAACGUGCACCAGCGGCCCACGGUCGCCCUGCUGUGCGGCCCCCACGUCAAGGGGGCGCAGGGCAUCAGCUGCGGGCGGCACCUCUCCAAUCACGACGUCCACGUCAUCCUCUUCCUGCCCAACUUCGUCAAGAUGCUGGAGUCCGUCACCAACGAGCUGAACCUCUUCAGCAAGACGCAAGGCCAGCAGGUCUCCAGCGUCAAAGAUCUCCCAGAUACCCCUGUUGACCUAGUGAUCAACUGCCUGGAUUGUCACGAAAACGCCUUUCUGAGAGAUCAGCCUUGGUACAGAGCAGUUGUGGACUGGGCCAACCAGAACCGGGCGCCCGUCCUCAGCAUAGACCCUCCGAUAAACGAAAUGGAGCAGGGCAUCGAUGCCAAGUGGUCGCUGGCCUUGGGGCUGCCCCUGCCGCUGGGCGAGAGGGCAGGGCGCGUGUACCUCUGUGACAUUGGCAUUCCCCAGAAGGUCUUUCAGGAGGUGGGAAUAAACUACCACUCGCCCUUCGGCUGCAAAUUCGUCAUUCCCCUGCACUCCACUUAGAGCCCAUCCAGCCACGCGGAUCUGAAGGGAGAGAAGAGAGAAGGAUGUCUGUCAAAUAAGCUGUCUGGUGGAUCCUGACUAGUAAACUCGUGACGCCUUAAGGAUGUGAAGUUCUGGAGAGUUUCCUUCCAGAAGAAAAGUUGUGUAUUUAAAAAAAAUAGUCAUAAAGUGAAAGAAAAAAAGAAGGAAGCAAACGUUCCUGCAAAGCUGUCUUCAUUCUCUUGUGCCAUUGUGUGAAGGAACACGCAGGAAGGUGGUGCCUGUCCCUGGCCAAGGCAGCUGAUGCUGCCCAGGCCUGGCCAGGGGUCUGUUGGAGGGGCUGUUUGAGAGGGUCUGGUACAAGCAGUGGGUAGUUUGGAGGCUUGAGACGUAUUUCCCAGUCCUUCUGGGCAGAGAGACCCAGCAAGGUGUCCUGCUGGGAGCAGCGCCCCUUGGUUGUGUAGAAAUAACCCUUUGUUGCAGUCGUACCGGGAGGGAGGAGUUGGUUUUGCUUGGUUCUUUUGGAUGCCCCCCCUCUGUUUUUUGUCCAUGAAGGCAGCUGUAGCUCGCUGGCCCUCCUGGACCUCCACUCCUCGAGGAGAGAAUUCCCUCUUCAGAAAGCUUGUGCCAGGAGCCAGAAGCUCUCAGCUGGCACAUGGUCCAGGAACACCCGUAUCCUCAGCUGGGUUUUACUCAUGCCCUCUGGCUUUUUGUUUGUUUGGGGAGCGAGGUGUAGUUUGGAAAAUAACUUUUCUAUUUUUUUUUCUUUCUGGCACAGCGAUUGUCUGAAUUGGGGGAGGCACGGUGAGGCAGGGAAGCAUUGCUCUGCCUGUUCUGUGGUGUACGGUGCAGGUGAUGUUUGGAUGAGCUCCCUGUUCGUGCUCUCCGUGCACCCGUAGCUGACCCAGGGGAGGCGCUGGACCUGGGGUGACACAGGAAGUGCGGUGAGGUGAGGUGAGCUGUGUCUGCAUGCUCCUGGUGCCGUGGGCAUGGACAGGAGGUGAAGCUCUGCCAUCCUCCUGGACCCUUUCCUGUCCCCAAAGCUUCUGCUGGUCCUCAACCUGCCGCAGAGCCUGUUGGCAGCACUGGAGAACUUCAGAGCUUCAGAUGGUGCCUUUCCUCUGGGGCGGCCGGCUUCCGUCUCGGGCUGAAGCGUGGGGACAGCUGCCCCGUGCGGGGCAACGGCAGCGCAGUCGGGGCUGUGCUCGUUUGGGUGGCAGGCAGGCAGCCUCCUACCUGCCGCACGUCGACCCCUGCGUGCUGCGAGUCCGCAGGUCACCUGCGUUUGCCUUUUAUCUGCCUUAGAACAAAGGCUGAGUGUGUCGGAGGAGGGAGGGGGAGACUUCCCUGGCGGAGCGGCAGCAGCUGAGCCGUUAAUUUGCCUGCAAGUGCCAGUGUGACCCUGGGUACGGGGCGAGGGAGCUGCUCCCAAAGGUGCUGGGGUCCAUCAGGGCCGGUCACUUUGAGAGCCACUUCCUAGGGGCACAGGAGCAGGUGAUGCCGAAGUGGCAGAACUUGAGCAAGCAGGGCAGAAGCUUGGCUGGGCAGGGAGCUUCUAGAGCUGAGGUGGGAAAGGGAAGGGUUUGGCCACUGGAAGUGAGGUCGAGCAACGCGGCAGGACUACAGGGGUGCUGUUCCCCAGUGCGGGGAGAAAACUUGUGCAGCCAGAACUCAGUGCGAGCUGAAGCUGGCCGGUACUGUGCGGGCAUCAAAAAGGGCUUUCUAAACAGCACGAGGAGGACCAGAGACAGCUGGUCUGUUCCUGGGUGAGGAUGGGCACCUCAGGCAGGGACGGAGACAAAGCAGAGACAUUUAAUGCCUUCCUUGCUCUGUCUUCAACACCGAUGCUGGGCUCUGGGUCCCCAGCUGCCCUCAGCUGGAGGUCUGUGACUGCGGGAAGGAUAAACCCCCAGCCCACCCUGAGCAGGAUCUGCUGCUCCAGCUGCAUGUACGCAAGUCCACGGCCCGAUGGGAUUCAGCCCAGGGUGCUCAGAGAGCUGGCUGGUGUCGCUGGGAGACCUCUCUCGAUUAUUUUUUUCAAUGGUCUUGAGAAUCUGGAGAGGUCCCAGCUGACUGGAGGCUGGCAAAUGUUGUCAGCACUGGUAAGGCGGCAGGCCCUGGUAAUUGCAGGGCUGCCAGGCUCACUUCAGUGCCUGGUAAAGUCAUGGAAAAGGUUACUCUGGAGUUAGUGAAAAAUGCUUGAAAGACAAUUUUACUCCCUUUUAGGGCCAGUUCUCUGUAAUGCUCUUACAAAUGACCUGGGCACGAGUCUCAGCUGCAUACUGAGUAAGUUUGCAGGUGACCCUGAGUGAGGAGGUGCUGCUGCCUCCCCUGAGGGCGGAGAAGCCUUGUGGAGAGCUCUUGAUUUGUUUGAGGCCUGGGCAAACGAAGUGGAACAAGAGCACAAAAUCAGCUGCAGCUUCCCCUGCCACAUCUACCUCAGCAGGACCCAGGCUCUGCUCCUCUCGGUGUCCGGAGCCCUGUUCCUAAAGCAUCUUUCCGCACCCUGUUCAGCCUGGGCUGCAAUGGCAUUUACCAGGCUGGGGCUCUGCUCAGCUGCCUUGGGAAGGGGCGGCCGUGGGGCUGGCUAGGUGAAAUACAAGUGCAAGGCUUCUCUCUGCCUCUUUGCUUCCUCAGCUCAUCUUUAACCAGGCAGAGGAGCAGCAUCUGGGUUUAAAACGUGGGCAAUCAGCUGCUGGCUGUUGCUUCAGUACAGUGUUAGUCCUCAUCCCCUCAUUUUUCACUUUCCUUCCUCGAGACGCUGGGUAGGAGACCCUGCUCUUUAAAUUCCUGCUUUUCUUGGCUCUUUGGGGUUUGGCUGUUGAACUGCAGAUUGUACCUGUGGUGCAGUAACAGCGUAGAAGAUAUUCAGGGCUUAAUCCCAGGGGCCUUUUCUGCCUCUGCACAGCUGUGCCACUGGCUGAAGCUACAGGAACCAGGCAAAGACACCUGUGCAGGUUUGGCAGCUGGACCCAGCUCUGGUCUCACUGCAGUGUGGUUUGGGGAGCACUGAGGCCCUGCGCAUGGCCAGCCGUGCAGCAGUAGGGCUCCCCACCUUUAAGAAAAAAAAAAAGGAAUAGGUAGAAGGGGAGGGCAUGAGCCCUGAUGUAAGGAAAAAGCUUCCUCAUCCCUACCUGUGUGGUGUGUAGGGGGCAGAGCAGGGAGCCGGGGCUGUGUUGUGCACAGCUGCCCUUUACAUUGCGCUCCCCUUCUGAAGGGGAGAGAUGUGGCUGUCGGGCUGUACGUUAUCUCAGCUGGCUUACUUGAGGAAGGAAGUAUGGGCCUUGCCCACACGAAAUGCAUCUUAUUUACAGGGGUGUACUCUUCUGGAACCCAGAGGGGCUGGGUCCCUUGGUUGCCCCUUCCCUCACAUUGCUGGAGUAAUUCAAAGAAUGCACCGCACUUCUGAAAUCUCUCUGAGAUCGUUUCUGUCCCCGCACAGGACCUGCCCGCGAGUGCUGCUCUGCUCACUAACACGUGAAGAUCACUGCCCCGUGUCACCGCUCCGUAUUCCAUUUGUGCCCCAACGUUUGUAAAUGACUGAUGCCUGCCUCUGCGGGGGGAUGCCCUGAAAUAAAGUGUAACUAUUCAUGUGUGCU